Molecule: messenger RNA, 1398 nt
Organism: Rangifer tarandus platyrhynchus (Svalbard reindeer)
Lineage: Eukaryota; Metazoa; Chordata; Mammalia; Artiodactyla; Cervidae
Source: the annotation of a GenBank genome assembly
AUGGCCAUUCAACUAACUCGAAGAGGAGCUCUCUCUCUGCUGCUCUUCCUCACUCCAACAGUGAUGCCAACAUGGUAUGCAGGCUCAGGCUACUACCCAGAUGAAAGCUACAAUGAAGUCUAUGCUGAAGAGGUCCCACAGACUCCCAUCCUAGACUACCAAGUCCCCCGAUGGUGUUAUACAUUAAAUAUCCAGGAUGGUGAAGCCACAUGCUACUCACCAAGAGGAGGAAAUUAUCACAGCAGCCUGGGCACUCGUUGUGAGCUUUCCUGUGACCGGGGCUUUCGACUGAUUGGACGGAGAUCGGUGCAAUGCCUGCCAAGCCGCCGUUGGUCUGGAACUGCCUACUGCAGGCAGAUGAGAUGCCACGCAUUGCCAUUCAUCACGAGUGGCACCUACACGUGUACAAAUGGGGUGCUUCUUGACUCUCGCUGUGACUACAGCUGUUCCAGUGGCUACCACUUGGAAGGUGACCGCAGCCGAAUCUGCAUGGAAGAUGGACGAUGGAGUGGAGGAGAGCCUGUAUGUGUAGACAUAGAUCCCCCCAAGAUCCGUUGUCCCCACUCCCGUGAGAAGAUGGCAGAGCCGGAAAAACUGACUGCUCGAGUAUACUGGGACCCACCCCUGGUGAAAGAUUCUGCUGAUGGUACCAUCACCAGGUUGAUACUUCGAGGCCCUGAACCUGGCUCUCACUUUCCAGAGGGAGAACACGUGAUUCGUUACACUGCUUAUGACCGAGCCUACAACCGGGCCAGCUGCAAGUUCAUUGUAAAAGUACAAGUGAGACGCUGCCCAACUCUGAAACCACCACAGCAUGGCUACCUCACUUGCACCUCAGUGGGGGACAAUUAUGGUGCCACCUGUGAAUACCACUGUGAUGGAGGGUAUGAGCGCCAAGGGACCCCCUCACGGGUCUGCCAGUCCAGCCGCCAGUGGUCAGGAUCACCACCCAUCUGUGUUCCUAUGAAGAUUAAUGUCAAUGUCAACUCAGCUGCUGGCCUUCUUGAUCAGUUCUAUGAGAAACGGCGACUUCUCAUCAUCUCAGCCCCUGAUCCCUCCAACCGAUAUUAUAAAAUGCAAAUCUCUAUGCUACAGCAAUCCACUUGUGGACUGGACCUGAGGCACGUGACCAUCAUCGAGCUGGUGGGGCAGCCACCUCAGGAAGUGGGGCGCAUCCGGGAGCAACAGCUGUCAGCCAAUAUCAUUGAGGAACUCAGGCAAUUUCAGCACCUCACUCGCUCCUACUUCAACAUGGUGUUGAUUGACAAGCAGGGAAUUGACCGGGAACGCUACAUGGAACCUGUCACCCCCGAGGAAAUCUUCACGUUCAUUGAUGACUAUCUACUGAGCAAUGAGGAGCUGAUCCAGCGCCGGGAACAAAGAGACAUAUGCGACUGA